This is a messenger RNA of Fraxinus pennsylvanica, 1131 nucleotides long. The record is from the annotation of a GenBank genome assembly. NCBI's taxonomy places the organism in Eukaryota, Viridiplantae, Streptophyta, Magnoliopsida, Lamiales, Oleaceae.
AUGGGGAGAUUUUCAGUGCGUAGAUCUGAAGGCGAAGGAAACAGUGACUCGAAGAACAAAUGGCCCGUUUAUGGAAAACGCAGAACAGACACAAAGAGUGGAGAUAGACCCAGCAAGAGAAAAAAUGGAUCUUCUGUAGCUUUCUCCGGGAAUCCUCGAUUCUCCACCCCUGUAGUCACCGGCUCCUCUACCGCCGCCGCAAGCGCUACUACCUCUGCCGCUCCUCAAUUAAAAGCACAACAAAGAAUCCCAGGAAGACAAGAAGAACCCAUCCUAGUUAAUGAAUCUGGGGAAGGAACCGAAGAGGAAACAGAGGAAGAAAGUGAAGAGGAAAUAGAGGAAGAAACUGAAGAGCCUAAAGAAGGAGAGUGUAGCCAUGAAAGACAGGUUUCUGUAAUAUUUCCCGACCUCGACUUUCUGGAUUGCCCCAUCUGUCUUGAACCACUUGGGCUUCCCGUCUUUCAGUGCAAGAAUGGGCAUAUAGCGUGCAAAUCUUGCUGCACGAAGAUGAGGAACAAAUGUGGGAGUUGUUCUUUGCAGAUUGGGCACAUUCGUUGCAGGGCCAUCGAAACGGUGAUUGAAUCAAUCAAAAUCAAAUGUCUAAAUGCGUGCUAUGGAUGCCCGGAGACAAUGCUUUACAAUGAGAGACUUGAGCACGAGAAGGCAUGCGAUUAUGUGCCUUGUUCAUGUCCUCAACUUGAAUGUAAUUAUGUUGGCCCGCACUUUGGCUUGAUUAAGCACAUUGAGGCUGAACAUUCAGAUUCUUGCGAGGACUUUACUUUCGGUUGUAGCAUCAAGCUUUCUUUGGACACAAAUAAAAAGCAAGUCAUUCUUCAUGAAACAAGUGAAGAUGUAGUUUUUGUCCUUAAUCACUUCAUCGAGGAUCUUGGAAGUUUGAUCAAUGUUGUUUGUGCGGGACGAAGUUCAGAAAAGAGCAGAUACUCUUAUCUUCUCACAUCAGAAGAUGGAGAGAGCUCAAUCAAAUUAGAAUCAUUUGCGGAUAACGUACCAAAAUGGACUAUAAGUACUCCUCUGAAAAAUUUUCUUUUGGUUCCGAAGAAUUUUAUUGCUUCCAAUGGACAAAUCAAAUUGGAAGUUACCAUAAACGGAAGGACCGAUGGUCGCCUGUAG